This is a messenger RNA of Terrapene triunguis (Three-toed box turtle), 1071 nucleotides long. RefSeq names its product C-X-C chemokine receptor type 2-like. Gene Ontology annotation, biological process: immune response; neutrophil chemotaxis; G protein-coupled receptor signaling pathway. The record is from RefSeq and is a predicted model, not a curated record. Gene Ontology annotation, molecular function: C-X-C chemokine receptor activity. The transcript has a single exon. Lineage: Eukaryota; Metazoa; Chordata; Testudines; Emydidae. Gene Ontology annotation, cellular component: membrane. Bases 1 to 1071 code for a protein of 356 amino acids.
AUGGGUGACUGGACGUUCGAUGGCGAUUUGUCUGAUCUCUUCAAAGGCUACAAUUACACCGACUACAACACCAUCAACCCCAGCGCCGCGGCCGCCCCGUGCAAGCCUGACAACCUGAACAUUAACAAGUACGUGGUGGCGGUGGUUUACUGCCUGGUGUUCCUGCUCAGCCUGGUGGGUAACUCCCUGGUGGUGCUGGUCAUCAGCUACAACCGGCAGAACCGCUCGGUGACCGACGUGUAUCUCCUGAACCUGGCCAUCGCAGACCUCCUCUUCGCCCUCACCUUGCCUAUCUGGGCCGUCUACCGAGCCCACCAGUGGAUCUUCGGCACCUUCAUGUGCAAAGCCAUCUCGGUCCUGCAGGAAGUCAACUUCUACAGCGGGAUCCUCUUGCUGGCCUGCAUUAGCGUCGACCGGUUCCUCGCCAUCGUCUAUGCCACCCGGGCAGCCACCGAGAAGAGGCACUGGGUUAAAUUUGUCUGCUUGGGCAUCUGGGUUUUCUCCAUCGCGCUCUCCCUGCCCAUCCUCCUCUUCCGUGAGGCCUUCUGGCCGCCACACGGCGGCAUGGUCUGCUACGAGCGGAUUGGGGAUGAGAACACGGCCAAGUGGCGGGUGGUGCUAAGGAUCCUGCCCCAGACCUUUGGUUUCAUCCUCCCCUUGCUGAUCAUGCUCUUCUGCUAUGGGGUCACGGUGAAGACCCUCUUCCAGACCAAGAGCAGCCAGAAGCAGAAGGCCAUGAAGGUCAUCUUGGCCGUGGUGCUGGUCUUCUUGGUCUGCUGGCUGCCCUACAACAUCACGCUGGUGGUAGACACCAUGAUGAGGACCCGUGCCAUCGCUGAGACCUGCCACCGGCGGAACCAGAUCGAUGCAGCCCUGUCUGUCACCCAGAUUCUGGGCUUCACGCACAGCUGCAUCAACCCGCUCAUCUAUGCCUUCAUCGGGCAGAAGUUCCGAAACAGCUUCCUUAAGAUCCUGGUCUACCACGGCUUCGUCAGCAAAGAGUUCGUCUCCCGCUACGGACGGGGGUCCUCCUUUGCCUCCACCUCUGGCAACACCUCCACCACCCUGUGA